Molecule: messenger RNA, 904 nt
Organism: Triplophysa rosa
Lineage: Eukaryota; Metazoa; Chordata; Actinopteri; Cypriniformes; Nemacheilidae
Product: melanopsin-A-like
Exons: 6
Coding region: 56-904 (282 amino acids)
Biological process (GO): G protein-coupled receptor signaling pathway
Cellular component (GO): membrane
Molecular function (GO): G protein-coupled receptor activity
Source: RefSeq, a predicted model, not a curated record
AAGCGUGGAGACGCUCGCUCCGUGGAAUAACAGCGCGGUGAGCGCGUACAAGCUGAUGGAUCUGCCGGCGCACGCCACUACGGUGGCAAUGGAGCAGGAUACUCGGCACCCGUUUCCAACCGUGGAUGUACCAGACCAUGCCCAUUACACCAUUGGCUCUGUCAUUCUGGCAGUAGGAAUCACAGGCAUGGUGGGCAACUUCUUGGUCAUGUAUGCUUUCUGCAAGAGUAGGAGUCUGAGGACACCUGCCAAAAUGUUUAUCAUUAACCUGGCUGUCACCGAUUUUCUGAUGUGUGUCACUCAGACGCCAACCUUCUUCACCACCAGCAUGCACAAGCGGUGGAUCUUCGGCGAGAAAGGCUGUGAGUUAUAUGCAUUCUGCGGUGCUCUGUUUGGCAUCUGCUCAAUGAUCACACUCAUGAUUAUUGCAGUGGAUCGAUACAUUGUCAUCACUCGCCCUCUGGCUUCCAUUGGCGUUAUGUCACGCAAACGCGCCCUGGUCAUACUCGCCGCUGCGUGGCUUUACUCAAUGUGCUGGAGUCUGCCUCCUUUCUUCGGAUGGAGUGCAUAUGUUCCUGAAGGUCUGCUGACUUCAUGUUCGUGGGAUUACAUGACCUUCAGUCCAUCUGUACGCGCUUACACCAUGUUGCUCUUUAUCUUUGUGUUCUUCAUUCCCCUCUUUGUCAUCAUGUACUGCUACAUCUUCAUCUUCCGGGCCAUCCGUGAUACCAACAGAGCUGUGGGAAAAAUCAAUGGAGAAGGAGGAUCCAAAGACUCGAUCAAGAAAUUCCACCGGAUGAAGAAUGAAUGGAAGAUGGCAAAGAUAGCACUCAUAGUCAUCUUGUUGUAUGUCAUCUCCUGGUCUCCUUACUCAUGCGUGGCACUCACAGCUUUUGCAGGGUGA